UUGACAAACCUCUGAGGAUUGUGUGGGCGCAAGGAAAUGUUCAAUGCUCAGUUUCAGGGAAGAUGGCGACAAUGAAUCUAUUUCGUCUUGCGAGGCCAGGCUGUGGUGGAGCUAGACUUCUGCUGUCCCAGCAGACUCGCUCAUUGACUCGAUUUGCUCCACUACGAGCUGUAGCAGCGACCCCCCAGCCUACCAUCCCCAACAGCAAAAACCAACUUGUGCAGAAGAGAGACUAUGUGUCGCGUGCUGCAUCAAACAUGUGGGCUGGUGAGCGUGUCAUUGCCGUUGCAAUGCUGGGUCUGCUGCCGGCAGGCAUCGCAUUCCCUGGUUACAUGGUGAUUGACUUGAGCCUUGGCAUACUCUUGCCUCUUCAUGCUCACUUUGGUCUUCAUCAGCUGGUGGCAGAUUACAUCCACACAAACAUCGGUCACAGGAUCUUUGGUGUUGCUCUACCCCUACUCACCGGCCUGACUAUCCUGUCCUUCUUCUACUUCAACUUCACUGACAUCGGCAUCACAGCAGCAUUCCGCAAGUUUUGGAAAGCACUUUAAAGACUUUAGCAUUUGUUUUCAAUCCUGUACUGGUCCCAUGUAGCACUGUAUACUUUCUUUCUAUUGAUCAGCGAAUGCUCUGACAACAUACAAUCGGCUCAAGAGCUCUGUGUGUGUGUGUGCGUGCGUGUGUGUGUGUGUGUUUGGUGCAGUGGUAUGUGCAGCGAUUUCCAAUCGAUAGAUUGCGGGUUCGAUUCCCGACGAUUAUGGUCACACACGUCUUUCUUCUCUUUCUCAGACUCUUCCUGACUUUUCUUUCA
Molecule: messenger RNA, 811 nt
Organism: Sycon ciliatum
Lineage: Eukaryota; Metazoa; Porifera; Calcarea; Leucosolenida; Sycettidae
Product: succinate dehydrogenase [ubiquinone] cytochrome b small subunit A, mitochondrial-like
Exons: 5
Coding region: 63-551 (162 amino acids)
Biological process (GO): tricarboxylic acid cycle; mitochondrial electron transport, succinate to ubiquinone
Cellular component (GO): mitochondrial envelope; membrane
Molecular function (GO): ubiquinone binding; heme binding; succinate dehydrogenase (quinone) activity
Source: RefSeq, a predicted model, not a curated record